Molecule: messenger RNA, 2942 nt
Organism: Colias croceus (clouded yellow)
Lineage: Eukaryota; Metazoa; Arthropoda; Insecta; Lepidoptera; Pieridae
Product: protein masquerade-like
Exons: 7
Coding region: 90-2522 (810 amino acids)
Biological process (GO): proteolysis
Molecular function (GO): serine-type endopeptidase activity
Source: RefSeq, a predicted model, not a curated record
UAUUAUGCUAUAACAGUCAUUAAUCAACAAGGUUCUGAAGAACACACGGAAAUACAGAUGAAUUUGUAUUUACUUUUUGGUGUUUUACAAUGAAGUGUCCAGUAGUUGUAUUUUUGAUUAAAGUGUUAUUGGUUCAUGGGCUUACAAAAGACUUAUGUGAAAAAUGCAUACCAAAAGAGCAAUGUCCAGCAUUUUCAAAUAUGGAUAUACACCAACAAGAGUCAUGGAUGCAGCAGUUUCCUUGCGACGGUCCGAUACAUAACACUACGUCGAUCUUAGGAUUCGCAACUAUUGCUAAAGGAGACAAGGUUUGUUGUCCUAGCUCUCAGGUAUGGGGUGUAAAUCAAUUAAACCAAAAUGCAAAAAUAACAAAGAGAAAUAGUAAUAAUACAGCGCUAGUGCCUGAAUAUCAGCCAUAUAGGAGAAAUCCGUUCUUAUAUGGCAAUCAAAAUUCACCAAAUGAUCAAAAUGGGUUUGGAAAUCCAGGAUAUAAUCCAAAUUAUUAUGGUAAUCAAAAUUAUCCAAAUCAAAAUAUGUACAGGCCUAUAGAUAACCAAAAUCCACGAAACUUACCCGUAAAUCAGAAUAUGUUUGGACAACAACAACCCAAUGGUCGUGGGCAAUUUAAUCCAAAUUUACCAAUAAACCAAGGAGGCUACAGAGGCCAAGAAAAUUUCCCUCGUAAUCCGGGAUACUUAGGAAAUGAUCAAUCUCGCCCUGGUAAUCAGAAUCUUUACGGACCUCAACAAAAUUUUCCAAGAAAUGCAGGCUUUCCAGGCAACCAAAAUAUGUAUGGAGGUCAACAGAACGUCCCGGUGAAUCAAGACUAUCCUGGUAACCAGGGUGGGCCCUUAGGAAGUCAGGAAAAUCCGCCAGAUGGUCAAGGAUUUUUAGGCGGCAAUCAAAAUACCCCAGUUGGUCAAGGAAUUUUAGGUGGCAAUCAAAAUACGCCAGGCGACCAAAAUAUUUACGCAGGACAACAAUACGUCCCUGGACAAAAUAACAUCAACGAUGUACCAAAUCCAGGCAAUGCAAAUGGAGGUCUCCCUAACCAAAAUAUAGGAAAUCAGUUUACUCCUGGUAAUCCAAACAUAUAUAACAAUCAACAAAAUAUAAACAGACCUUCUUAUCCUGGUUCAAAUGUAAUAAGCAAUCCAUGGGCAAAUCAAAAUACGCCUGCAUAUCAAAACAAUCCACAAACAAACAUUCCCAGCCAAGUGCAACCAGGAGUGAUAAGCCCAAGUACACCUGCAUUAAACAAUCAAAAUCCAUACUACCAACCAAAUAUUCCCAGCCAAGUGCAGCCAGGAGUGAUAAACCCAAGUACACCUAAAUUAAAUAAUCAAAAUCCAUACUACCAGCCAAAUAUUCCCAGCCAUGUGCAGCCAGGAGUGAUAAACCCAAGUACACCUAAAUUGAAUAAUCAAAAUCCAUACUACCAGCCAAAUGUUCCACGACAGAAUCAAAAUCAAAAUAACUAUGAAGAUAAUAUAGGAAAUGAAAAUAAUCAAAAGUUAAGCCAAGAAUGCAAGAGAAUGAAGUCGAGUUUUCCACCCAGUCCCGAAACAGGAUGUUGUGGUAAAGAUAUGUCUGAUGCUGAGAGAAUCACAGAUUUGCAGAGCCUUCUCAAUUUAUUUGCACCUUCCGGAAACAACUGGAAUCAAGCUCGGCAACCGCAAGCAAAAAAUUGGCCAAAUUACCAGAGAAGGAAAAGAUCUGUAAAUAAUGUAACAACUCACGGGACACUUGAAAAUAGAAUUGCAGGAGGUAUGGAUACGGAGCUAGACCAAUUUCCCUGGACCGCACUUUUGAAGACGACCUUUGAUUACGGCGACAAGACUGCUGCAUUCAGUUGCGGCGGAUCAUUAAUUAGUCGGAGAUACGUGCUCACCGCCGGCCAUUGUGUCUAUGAACCAAAGGCUAGCAUUAGCGACGUCGAAAUAACGCUAGCUGAAUAUGACAAACGCACGUUUCCAAUAGAUUGUAUCACGGUGUUUGGUGGAGGCAAGGAAUGUGUCAGGAACAUCGUAUUACAUGCUGAAGAUGUUGUACAUCACCCCGAAUACGAUGACGAUCGGCUUCUAAACGAUAUCGCUCUUAUCAGGCUCAAUGCAUUGGCGCCAUAUACGCGAUACAUAAGACCCAUCUGCCUUCCAACCAUCAACAUUGACUUACCAGAGUUCUCCAACUUGCCUCUCGCCGUCACUGGUUGGGGACGUGACGGAAAGUACCUCACCAACAUUAAACAAUCCACUGUCGUACAUUUAAUACCACCAGAGGACUGUAUGAAGUCAUAUCCUCAUCUAACCAAGUCUCACAUCUGUGCUGCCGGUCGUACAGGCGAAGAUACGUGUAAGGGCGACUCAGGAGGUCCUCUCAUGAUGUUGUAUAGAGAUAGUUAUUACGUCAUCGGUGUUGUGAGCGGGAAAAGAGCUGAUACUCCAUGUGGUUCCAAAGUUCCGUCACUUUAUACCAAUGUCUUCCAAUUCGUGGCUUGGAUUCGAAGUACAAUUAGAGAAUAAGCGACUAUUGAAAAUACAUAUUGUAUUUUAUGUAUAUUUUAGUGAUUAGUCAAUCAACUACCUCACGAGUCAGGUUCUAUAAUAUUAGUUAAGUAUUAGCAUGAUCUAAAAAUUAGUAAAUUUCACGACCUGUGUUCACGACGAAUUAUAAAACUCAUAAAAACGUUGCAAUACCUAACUUGUUUUUUAACCACUAAUGUUUGACCCAAAAUUAAAUUAUGUAAUUUAUUUUUAAUAACACUAAUUUAUAGAGCAAUUUAUGAGGAUUAGAGAAAGAUUUAGAGAAUUUUUAUGAGACAAAAUGAAUAAAAUUUUAUCAACUAAGUAGUAUCUGUAUUAUUUUGUAUGCAUAGCUGCGAUGUAGAUCAAAUAAUUCAAUUCAAAUGCUACCUGAAUAAAAUAUUAUUAUUUACUCUCAUG